AUGUCAGACCUCCCCAACCCUCCCUACGAUCUCAUCAUCCUCGGCGCCUCCGGCUUCACCGGAAAGUACGUCGUCAAAGAAGCCCUCAAGUUUCUCAUUCUCAACACUCCCUCCUCACCUCUCAAGUCUCUAGCCUUAGCCGGCCGCAACCCCACCAAGCUCUCCCACACCCUCAACUGCCGCCGCCUCUGCUCCCAAACCCGCCUCGUCCUCAACUGCGUGGGGCCCUUCCGACUCUACGGCGAGCCCGUCGUCGCUGCAUGCGUCGAGACCGGCUGCGACUAUCUCGACAUAUGCGGAGUGCCGGAGUUCAUGGAGAGAAUGGAGGCCAGUUACUUUGAUAAGGCGGCGGAGAAGGGCUCUCUGGUCAUUUCGGCUUGUGGGUUUGACUCUGUUCCGGCGGAGUUUGGGCUCAUGUUUAACUCGAGGCAGUGGGUGGGGGCGGCGGUGCCGAAUAGGGUGGAGGCUCACUUGAGCUUGGAAUCUGACAAGAGAAUUGCCGGUAACUUCGGGACGUUUGAGUCGGCGGUGUUGGGUGUGGCCAAUGCCGAUAAGUUGAUGCAGCUCCGGCGGUCCAGACCCAAAAAGCCGAGGCCACAAUGAUUUUUAGAAGUUCAGUACUUCUCUCUAUGUCUGAACCAAUUUGGCAAUUUUUUGGGCCAACUGCUGGAACGGGAACUGUAAUACAGUCAAAGAUGUAUCUACCAAGAUAUUAUACCAUACCGACUCUAACUAGCUAUGUUGGCCAUGGUGAUCCCUACCCCACGAGGACAAAACCUUGAAGAAUGGGGAACAAUAUGACAUACUCUCGACAAGGCUAGUUGUUGAUGGAUUUCAUGAAUGCACUAAGGAACAAGUGAAGCAAAUGAUAUCAAAGCACGAAUCUAUAUUCAAACAUCAGCUCAAUGAACCUCAUCGUCAUUACGUAAGGCAAAAGGACUUGAUGAAUGAGAUAAAAAGCAAUGAGUUGUUCAAACAUCAAAAAGCAGCAGCGGCAUCACAAUUACCUCUUUUUUCAUCUGGUUUCCCUUGGUUAGUUCUGAUUUAUCAUAAAUUAUCUAUGUCGACUACUGGUAUCAGCAGCCAACGGCCAACCAUAUUGUAAUUCUAUUGCAAACACCCAGCCAACCAGUUGUGGCCCCAGCCAAUGUGGAGUCAAAAAGCUCCAGCGGAGAUUGUUCAACCUGGAACUUCCCGCUGAUGAAUAUAUCAGUGAUGGAGAAGAACCAGAAGGAGUUUUAUUGGGAUCAGCAACCGAAACUAAUCCUCCUAUCUGGAGAAAUGAAGCUAAAUGUUAUUUGAUCGCAAUGGUGAAGCAUCUAGCCAAUAAUAGUGGUCCUUUGAGCUCUGGCUUGUAUUUAGAGAGAAGCUAUUUGACCACUCUGAAUGAACCCAUCCAGGUUGACAAAAUGUCUGCCUUCACAACGGUGUCUGGCCUUUGGCAAAGAAGUUUCCAGAGAAUACAAUUUAGAAAGGAUAGAGGAGUUAGUACUCUGCAUUUGAAGAAUGAAAGCAACCAAAAGGAAUGGUUAACAAAUGCUCCCAAGGCGGAUCAAACAAAAAUUUAUUUGGGUGGAAGCUUUGGCCUUCCUGAUUCUAAGAAGCCUUGUGAACCAUCAUGUACUGAAACUAGGAAAGCAUGUGAGCCUGCCAAGAGGACAAUUUUCGGUAUAGAAAUCUCAGACAGAGAUUUACAGUCACUGCUGAGGCUUCUAAGUCUUAUGUGGCAACCAUUUCCGAGUCACUUCCUACCAACUGGACAUCAAUUCAAGCAAACAGUUUUACAUCCACACGCUCUAAUAGGGCUUCAAUUGUGUUGCAGCAGAAAUCUUACUUGAAUCAUGCACAUCCGUUCCUCCUCUCUACAAGAUUGUCAACAAAAGGAUGUUAAGCAUGCAUCAAGAGAAAAUCAGUGGCAGCCAUAAAUGUCAACCAAAGAGGUCAACAUGUCAACCAAAGUGGUUAAUUGCUUCUUUCAAUUCACACACAUCCAUAUGCUACAAUAAAAUCAGUGAAGAUGGCCGAGAGAAGUGGCAAUGAGAAAGCAAGUGAGGGGUAGAGGAGAUGGAUAGAGGCGUUGGUGGUUUGCCAUUGGAGAAAGAAAGGGUCGGGAAUGGUGUUGGUGCUUGGAUCGGGUGGAAGGAGUCGGAACUCAAGGCGGUUGACUUUGGGGUGUUGAGCAAGGAACAAGGAGAUGUGGGUGGACUCUGCAGCAGACACAGGAGGGGAGGCCGUUAUCAAGGUGACCAGGCAGUUCUGGGAGGAGGAGAGCAUGGAAGCGAGGAGGAGGAAGGGGGUCAGGUGGCCCAUUCCGGCGCAUGGGAAUAGAGCUAUGUGAGGAAGAAGAGGCUGUGCAUGAGAAUCUUUUGAGUUAGA
Molecule: messenger RNA, 2376 nt
Organism: Argentina anserina (silverweed cinquefoil)
Lineage: Eukaryota; Viridiplantae; Streptophyta; Magnoliopsida; Rosales; Rosaceae
Product: probable mitochondrial saccharopine dehydrogenase-like oxidoreductase At5g39410
Biological process (GO): glycolipid biosynthetic process
Cellular component (GO): plasma membrane; lipid droplet; mitochondrion
Source: RefSeq, a predicted model, not a curated record